GAUUCACAAAAAUUUCAAUUAGGUCCAUUUACUCAUUCGAAAUCAUCGGAUGAAAACAAUCAUUGUUUACAAUUUUGGUAUUCCAUAUAUGGACAAGGCAUUGGUAGAGUUACAAUUGUUUAUAACAAAACAAAUAAUUAUCAAAAUGAAUAUUUAUUUACAUUCAAUUGGAAAGAUCAAGACAAAAACUGGAAACAAAUCGAACGAACAAUUUCCAAUGUUUACGAUUAUAACCUUAUUUUCGCAUAUGAAUCAAUAACAUCAGAAUAUAAUUAUAUUGCAAUUGAUGAUAUUAGUAUUAUCAAUGGAGCAUGCGUACCAAAGAAAGUGAAUAAUCAACGUCGAAAACGACGGCAAAUUAACCCAGGUUGUAGUCGUGUUAUUGAUUUGACAACAACGUAUACAAUUGCAUCAAUAACAUCACCAAAUUAUCCAAAUUUAUAUCCAACAAAUGCUCAAUGUUAUUAUUACAUUCGAGCACCACAAUCUUAUCGAGUUAUACUUCAAUUUACAGAUUUCAAUAUACCGACAUAUAAUAGAAAUAGUUGUGAUGAUUCUGUUGAAAUACGUUAUUAUCAUCUUGGACAACCAGGUCCAACUUACUGUGGAACGGGUGCUAAUUCUAAUAAUUUACAAUUUGUUAGUUCAAAAAAUUAUAUAAUGAUUGUUUUUCGAUCAGAUCAAAAUACUGCUGGACGUGGUUUUCGUGCACAAGCGAUACUUGCUCAGUAG
Messenger RNA from Rotaria sordida, 732 nucleotides. Lineage: Eukaryota; Metazoa; Rotifera; Eurotatoria; Philodinida; Philodinidae. The record is from the annotation of a GenBank genome assembly.